This is a messenger RNA of Sceloporus undulatus (fence lizard), 2707 nucleotides long. It is a transcript of the gene SMARCD3, whose product is annotated as SWI/SNF related, matrix associated, actin dependent regulator of chromatin, subfamily d, member 3. Gene Ontology annotation, biological process: regulation of transcription by RNA polymerase II. The record is from RefSeq and is a predicted model, not a curated record. Lineage: Eukaryota; Metazoa; Chordata; Lepidosauria; Squamata; Phrynosomatidae. Gene Ontology annotation, cellular component: SWI/SNF complex; nucleus.
CCCGCCCGGCCUGCCUGCCUGCCUCCUCCUCCUGGCCGCCUGGAUCGCUGGGGCCGGGGUCCGAGGGGCCGGGAGAGGAGGGCGGAGAGGAGCCCUGGGGGAGGGAGCGAGCGAGCGAGCGAGCGAGAGGCCGAGAGCGCGGGAGGCGGCGCCGGGGCCCGAUGGCCGCGGAGGAAGUGACUGGCGGGGCGCGGAAGGCGACGAAGAGCAAACUUUUCGAGUUCUUGGUCCAUGGGGUGCGCCCGGGGAUGCCGUCAGGUGCGCGCAUGCCCCACCAGGGGGCUCCAAUGGGUCCCCCAGGCCCCCCCUACGUCGGGAGCCCCUCUGUGCGCCCCGGGAUGCCUCCAGCCACGAUGGAGCCCACCCGUAAGAGGGCCGCCCCCCAGCAGGGCCAGCAGCAGCAAGCGCCGACGCCGCAGCAGACAACGCCACAGCAGCAGCAGACAACCCAGGGGCCACAGGGCCCCCCCCGGCAGCAGGGCGGCGCCACUCAGAGCCGGCCCAGGAGUGCUAAGCGCAGGAAAAUGGCUGACAAAAUCCUCCCACAGAGGAUCCGGGAAUUGGUGCCGGAGUCGCAGGCCUACAUGGACCUCCUAGCCUUUGAGCGGAAGCUGGAUCAGACAAUCAUGCGGAAGCGUGUGGACAUCCAGGAGGCCCUGAAGAGGCCCAUGAAGCAAAAGCGGAAGUUGCGCCUUUACAUCUCCAACACCUUCAAUCCGGCUAAGUCAGAUGCAGACGACUCCGACGGGAGCAUUGCCUCUUGGGAGCUACGUGUGGAAGGAAAGCUCCUUGAUGAUCUCAGUAAACAGAAACGGAAGUUUUCCUCCUUCUUCAAGAGUUUGGUCAUUGAGCUGGACAAGGACCUCUAUGGGCCAGACAACCAUCUGGUGGAGUGGCACCGGACGCCCACCACCCAGGAGACGGACGGCUUCCAGGUGAAGAGGCCCGGGGACGUCAGCGUGCGCUGCACCCUCCUGCUCAUGCUGGAUUACCAGCCCCCACAGUUCAAACUCGACCCCCGUCUGGCCCGCCUGCUGGGCAUCCACACGCAGACGCGCUCGGCCAUCAUCCAGGCGCUCUGGCAGUAUAUCAAGACGAACAAGCUGCAGGACUCCCACGACAAGGAGUACAUCAACUGUGACAAGUACUUCCAGCAGAUCUUUGACUGUCCACGACUGAAGUUCUCUGAAAUCCCCCAGCGCCUGACGAAUCUGCUGCUGCCCCCUGACCCCAUCGUCAUCAACCACAUCAUCAGUGUGGACCCCAAUGACCAGAAGAAGACGGCCUGCUACGACAUUGACGUGGAAGUGGAGGACCCACUGAAGGGCCAGAUGAGCAGCUUCCUCCUCUCCACGGCGAACCAGCAGGAGAUCACUGCCCUGGAUAACAAGAUUCACGAGACAAUUGAGUCCAUCAACCAGCUGAAGAUCCAACGAGACUUCAUGCUCAGCUUCUCCAAAGACCCCAAGGGCUACAUCCAGGAGCUCCUCCGGUCCCAGAGCAGGGACCUCAAGGUCAUGACGGAUGUGGUUGGGAAUCCGGAGGAGGAGCGCCGUGCAGCAUUUUACCAUGAGCCAUGGUCCCAGGAGGCCGUCAGCCGCUACUUCUACUGCAAGAUCCAGCAGCGUCGGCAAGAGUUGGAGCAGUCUCUCGGGGUGCGCAACACAUAAAGUCCCCCCGCAGGCCAUGCUGGCCCAUGGACUCCUCCAUCGCGCUCCUUGGCUCCCGCAGUACGCAGACUGGCUCCAUGACUGACCCGGAGGCCCUGCGCCAGCCUCACCAGCUUCCACGUGUGUGUUUUGCCCCACCAGCCUGCUUCUCCUCCUCUUCCUCCUCUUCCUCCUGAAGAAACCUGGGCCAGGCUGCGAGGCCAAGAGGCUUCUCCCCACUUGGUUCCUGCUGGACCCUGGCGUGUGCCAUGUAGGGAUUCUUGUGGGCUCAAGCCAGGAGGAUUUGGGGCUGUGGAGGGGAGGCCCACAGCAGAACUGCCCCCCACCCGGUUUCCUCCUGUUUGUCCCCCUGGCCUCUGCUUUGGGCUCCCUGGCUGGGUCUCUGUCCAGAGAGAGCCUGCAGAGGAAUGGGGGGGGGCAAAGAGUGGGGGGCUUAGGUCUGCAUGGUGUGUGUGUGUGUGUGUGUGUGUGUGUGCUUGCAGACGCACAUCCCAGCAGCUCCUGGCAGGUCUCCGAAUGCUGAGCCCCACCUGCACUGAAAGAGGGGCUUCUGUCCCCACUCUGCCAGCCCCCUCCAAGAGGUGGGUCAGGGGAGGUAUGGCAAAGGCAGGCCUAUUCUGCAGCCUCUGUAGGAUGGCCAAAUGCAGAGCCCCCCAGCCCCCAGGAAGGCCAUAAGGAAGCUCCAGGGCCCUUGCUCCUCUCCUCUCACCCCCCCCCCAAAUUGCGCUGUCAAGUAUGGAGAUGUGAAACUAACAAAAAUUUUGACAUCAUGCAGAAAAGUUGUGUUUUCCCUCCCCCCUUUUUUCUUUUAAAGGAGGGCCAUAGAAAUGGAAAUGUUGAGAAGAAAUCGAAAAAUGCAGGAUUGAGAUGAUGGAUAAUAACUUGGUUUGGCCUCAAAUUGCGUUUGGCAGAAAGUGAACUCUUUCUUCAUGAAAUAAUAACAAGUUGCAUUUUGAAAUGUUGAGGCACAGGGUCCCCAUUUGUAAGGAAUCCCUUGGGCUUUAAGGGGCCUCUUUGAUUGUGCCAUUUUUUGCAGA